UAAUUCCCAGCAUAAAUCUCAAGCACGAGAUCACCAAUAUCUCAAUGAUAUAUCUUGUAUAUCACUGUUCUUUUACCGAAUGGCAUCACAUCCUUUAUCUUUCAUUUCUUCUCUUUGUUCUUGGUUUAUACCCGGUACGUGGGUAUAGCUACAUCUCCUGCCGACUUCGGAAACGUCCAUAUUCCAGCUCAGCUAGUAGGAAACUGGCCCGCAUUCUAGUACAAUUAGCCGCAGUAGCUCAAAAGGCUACCUACCUAGUAGUUAGUUAACGUUAACUACUGCAGUGUACUUUAGUAAGCAAUAAAUCUCAAUCUCGCUUGCUCUCACUGCAAUCUGUAAACUGAACUACUACAGUC
Aspergillus aculeatinus CBS 121060 is the source of this 356-nucleotide messenger RNA. RefSeq lists its product as uncharacterized. The record is from RefSeq and is a predicted model, not a curated record. The transcript is spliced from 2 exons. Bases 45 to 269 code for a protein of 74 amino acids. Lineage: Eukaryota; Fungi; Ascomycota; Eurotiomycetes; Eurotiales; Aspergillaceae.